AUGGCAUUCCAAGACUCAGGAGGAACACAAGAAGCAUCUAAGAGAGGUUGUAUUCUUGGGCCAUAUAAUCUUGACCACGGGAUCGCUGUGUACCCUAAUAAGGUCAAAGCUGUGGCUAAUUGGUCAACCCUCACAAGGGUGGGGGAAGUAAGAAUUUUCUUACGACUGGCUGGUUACUACAGGCAUUUUGUUGAAGGAUUUUCUAAAAUUGCAAUGCCACUUACUCAGCUAACUAAGAAAAAUGCUAAAUUUCAAUGGAGCGAUGAACGUGAGAAGAGCUUCCAGGAACUUAAGAAUCGACUGGUGACUGCCCCAGUUUUGACCAUACCCUUUAGUUCAAGUGGGUAUGUUAUCUACAGUGACUCUUCUCAGGAAGGGCUUGGAUGCGUACUAAUGCAAAAUGGGAAGGUGAUCGCAUAUGCAUCUCGACAAUUGAAGACUUAUGAGUAG
This is a messenger RNA of Prunus armeniaca (apricot), 450 nucleotides long. The record is from the annotation of a GenBank genome assembly. Lineage: Eukaryota; Viridiplantae; Streptophyta; Magnoliopsida; Rosales; Rosaceae.